Dichotomopilus funicola is the source of this 456-nucleotide messenger RNA. RefSeq names its product HotDog domain-containing protein. The coding region runs from base 1 to 456 and encodes 151 amino acids. Gene Ontology annotation, molecular function: fatty acyl-CoA hydrolase activity. Lineage: Eukaryota; Fungi; Ascomycota; Sordariomycetes; Sordariales; Chaetomiaceae. The transcript is spliced from 6 exons. The record is from RefSeq and is a predicted model, not a curated record.
AUGGCAACCAAAUUAGGUCCGAAGCUCAAACCGCACCAGUUUGUCCGGACUCUCCGGGUUACCAAAGCGCAAGAAGGCGUCGUUGACUUUGAGUUAAAAAUUGAGAAAGACCACACCAACCGGCUCAAGAUCAUCCACGGUGGUACUAUCGCUAGUCUUGUUGACCUCGGCGGCUCCCUAGCAGUGGCUUCCCAGGGAUAUUAUGCUACCGGUGUAACCACAGAUCUCAAUGUCACCUACAUUAGCAGCGGGGGCAAGGUGGGGGACACACUGACGGGGACAGCGGUCUGUGACAGGAUGGGGAAGACACUCGCCUACACCACAGUGAUGUUCUGGGACAAGCAGAUGAACCUGGUUGCCAGGGGUAGCCAUACUAAAUUUGUCGCACAAGCCGUUGCUUCAAGCACACCUUUCACUGUCCCUGAAGGAGCACCAGUGGCGGAUGGCGAAGAAUAG